Molecule: messenger RNA, 1785 nt
Organism: Paramecium tetraurelia
Lineage: Eukaryota; Ciliophora; Oligohymenophorea; Peniculida; Parameciidae
Exons: 6
Biological process (GO): transmembrane transport
Cellular component (GO): membrane
Molecular function (GO): transmembrane transporter activity
Source: RefSeq, a predicted model, not a curated record
AUGUCUAACAAAGUCUUACUUGCGGAUUACAAUAAUCAUGGUAAUCAGCAAUUCGAGUAUCCUGAACAAGACAUCUAUUACACAGGUCGUAAAUUGAAUCAAGAUUUGAAACAUGGACCCUUAGAACAAAGAGGCUGCCAAGACAUCCUGUGUGUGAUACUCUAUUUGUCAGUUUGGGCCUUAAUGAUAUUUUGCGCAAUCAAUUCGUGGGAAGCAGGAGAUGCCUCCAAAAUAUAUUUGCCAUACGACAGUUAAUAAAGACAAUGCGGAAGAGGCGAUCUCAAAAGUUACUCCAACAUCUACAUCAUAAGCUAGACGGAAUCAUAUUGCGUCUCGGAAUGUCCUGGAGAAAGUGGAGUUGGCAAAGAACUUCCAUGCUAUCAAUGUUCUGCCCAAACAGCUCCCUAUGCUAGUGCCUAAUUGCUUACUCUGUGCUUCCCCACUCUCAAGGUCGACGAGAAAUAUAAAGAGUUGAUAACCAAUAUUGUCGAUAUAAGCGGAUUCCAAAGACAUUAUGCAGACAUCGAAGAAACAUGGCCAAUCAUUUUGGCUUGUGCUGGAAUUGCAUUUUUUAUGGCUAUCAUACUAACGUUUUUGAUUAGAUUGGCAGCAGGAUGUAUAGUGUGGGGAAUGAUCUUGAUUUAUUUAUUGAUCUUGGGAUCUAUCGGAACAGUAGCAUUCUUACAAUCCAAAGGACAUUAUUAAGAGUAUAGAGUUCUGGAUGAUGCUCAAUAAUUGGAAAUCAUCGCCUAUGUAUUUUGGAGUAUCGGACUCUUGUCACUCUUGAUAAUUUUGUGUUUGGCCAAAAAGAUUUCAUAGGCUAUUCAAGUUUUGAAAACAGCUGCUGAUUUCACAAGAGAAGAGUGGCAGGCUCUAUUUGUUCCUGUCGUUAUUCUCAUCUUAGUGUUGGCAUUCUUCGCCUAUUGGAUAAUCUUCUCAGCCAUCAUAUAUUCAACCUCAAGUGAUAUAAGCAAGAGUUAAUACAGUCCUUAUGUGGAAUUACAAUGGGAUGCAAAGACAGGUUGGCAAUUGUGUCUUUACUUUUUCGCCUUGAUCUGGAAUGUUUGUUUCUCAUUGGCUCUUUGUCAAUUUGUGAUAAGCAGUUGCUGUUGCUUCUGGUAUUACAGUCAUCAAGGUUAUCCAUUGAGUAGCAGUAUCCUAAAGAGUUUUUGUCGUGGAUUCACUACUAAUUUCGGUAGUCUCUUGUUUGGUUCCUUGAUUUUGGCUAUCGUUUGGACAAUUAAGUUUGUGUUGGAGUUUUUGCAUAAACAAUUAAAAUAAUCAGUGCAAGGUGACAAUAAUGCCAUUGGAUAUGCUUUAAGAUGUGCCAAAUACUAUGUCUCAUGUUUCGAGAAGUUCAUAAGAUUUUUGAAUCAAAAUGCUUAUACUAUGAUGGCUUUAACAGGGUAGAGUUUUUGCAAUUCUGCUUACGAUGCCUUCUAUCUGAUCCUGAGAAAUGCUACUCGUGUAGCCAUCACUCAUGGAUUGGGUGAACUUUUUGAAUUUUUGGGUGCUGUAUUUAUUUCAGCCUCCUCCUCCUUCAUUUGCUACCUAAUCAUCACCAAGGCUGAAGCCUACAAAAAUAAUAUCUUCAAUCCAGUUGCUCCCACUUUGGCUUUCAUCUUGGUCUCAUAUAUGAUUGGCAAGAUGUUCAUGAAUUUAUAUGGAAUGGGAGUUGACACUUUGUUGUUGUGUUUCAUUGUAGAUACUGAGAUGAACAAAAACGAAGGAGGUGCUAAGUCAGUCCCACAUUCCCUUAAAUAAUAUGCUUCAGAAUUAAAUUGA